Melanotaenia boesemani (Boeseman's rainbowfish) is the source of this 2774-nucleotide messenger RNA. It is a transcript of the gene arpp21, whose product is annotated as cAMP-regulated phosphoprotein, 21. Bases 450 to 2426 code for a protein of 658 amino acids. The transcript has 21 exons. Gene Ontology annotation, cellular component: cytoplasm. Gene Ontology annotation, molecular function: nucleic acid binding. NCBI's taxonomy places the organism in Eukaryota, Metazoa, Chordata, Actinopteri, Atheriniformes, Melanotaeniidae. The record is from RefSeq and is a predicted model, not a curated record.
GGCGCGUGGCUCGGGGUUCAGAGCUGUCGGCCCUCCUCCUCCUUCUCCUCCUCCUCCCCCCUGCUCUGAUAGAGACGGGCAAAAGGCGGAGGAGGAGCAAAGCACCUCUCAGUCAACAGACGCAGGGUGUUCAGCAGCGGCAGUCCGUCGGUAGGUUGGCUGUACCGGCAGAAGCCCGCAGAGGGAGGAACUCAUCACCUAACGCUGCAGAGCAAUGCAGCUGUUGAAACCACAAGUCACCUUGGCGAUAAGACUGCUGUGGCUGCCCAGGUGCUGAUGACAGGCUAUUUUCCAUUGACCAGUGUAAGCCCUGCAGCAAGAGGAGCAGCAGAGAAAGUGAACAGAGGUGAAGACAAUAAUUGCAUUUCUGCCUGCCCUCUGGGAACAUGGGAUGUAUGACCCCAUCAUUCACCUGUAAGGCUCUCGAGUAAACAAUUUUACAAAGAAGGAUGACAGAAGCGGCUACAGAAAGUGCAGAUGUCCUCAUAAAACCCUACGAUUCCACAUCAUGCGACACAAGCUGCCCCUCCCCUCCACCAUGUCUACCCCUCUGCAAUCAGAGGGAGGAUGAGAAGUGUCACACUGACAUUAAGAAGCUCGAGCAGCAGAAACACUGUAACCAGGUGCAACCAAAGAAAAAAGUUAAGGCCAAAGGAAAGUUAACGCGCAGUAUGGCCGUCUGUGAGGAGUCCUCCCCAUUUGAAGAAACUCAGGCCUCUCCAGAUGCAAACAUCUCAUCUAGCUGCCAGGUCAAUGAAAGAACUUCCUCUAAGGAGGAAGAUGAGGAAAGGAGCUUAGAUCCAAAGAAAAAUUCACUGUCCAAAGAGUCCAGCGUGGAGUACACAGACUCCACCGGCAUAGACCUGCACCAGUUUAUCAUCGAAACCCUCAACAACAAUCCCAGAGACCGUAUGAUGCUGCUUAAACUGGAGCAGGACAUGAUCGACUUCAUCACUAGCAAUAGCUCUUUUAAGAAGUUCCCUCACAUGUCAUCCUACCACCGUAUGCUGGUCCAUCGGGUGGCGGCCUACUUUGGCAUGGAGCACAAUGUAGACCAGACAGGCAAGUCUGUCAUCAUCAACAGGACCAGCAGCACACGCAUACCGGAGCAGCGAUUUCUAGACAAGGUAUCUAAGGACAAAACCGAAGAGAUCCACCAGUGGAAAAUCAUUUUGAAGAGAGACAACAGUUCAGAUGACCAGAAUCGCCUUCAUCCUUUACGGGAAAAACAAAACAAGUCGAUGGAGGAGAGAGAGGAGGAUUACCUAAGAGCGCGAGAACGAAUCUUCAACAAAGAGCCACUCUGCACCCAGGAGAGCACCCAUGCAGAAACCAGGGAUGUGGAGGAGUACAAUCCAUAUGCUGAGACCCAGAGGAGAAGGCAGCUGUUCAGGGGGAGCCGAGACAGCUCAGGCUCCAGCUGGACAGGCAGCAGCAGGCAGAGCAGCACUGAGACUGACUGUCGCUAUAGCAACGACCUCCGACCCUGGAGCAGCACAGAUUCUGAUUCCUCAUAUCAAUGGACAAGUCCUGUGCCAGUUGCUCGCCAAUCUGGCAGCCACAGCUGGGAUACACGAGGUUCAGGUUCCAUCUCUCUUUACAGACUGCCAUCCACUUGUCCUCACUCUUCUCCUCCUCCUAUCAUAGAGGAGCCAGUUCCUAACUCUGCCUACAUCACGGAGAACGGGAUCCCACCAGGGAGCAUAUUAGUGAACCCGCAUACUGGACAACCUUUCCUUAACCCUGAUGGAACCCCUGCUGUGUACAACCCUCCAGACAGUCAGCAGCCAAUGAGGAGCCAGACUCAGCUGCAGAGCUCUCCUCCUCAGCCGCCUCAGCAGCAGCAGGUGUUUCAGUACUCGUCUGUCUCAUACACAGCUCCGCAGAUGUUGCCUGUCACUCCCACACAGCCAUACUCAACACAGAUUGAAGAUCUCUCCUCGCAGUUUGCUCAUGUGACAGUGAACUGUCAGCCAGCAGGAGAUGCUCAACCCCUCUACCCUCCCAAUCAGGGUUACAUCUAUGCAACUCCUCCUCCUCCUCCCAACCCAUCCAACUACUGCCAGCCCUCACCUCAGGUACCUGUGUAUUAUUAUGGCCAGUACCCUACCUCAGGUCAGCACGGAUGCAGGCCGGUCUCACCCAGCCAGAACAUUCACAGCCAAAUAGUACAACCAACAGGAGGUUAUGCCCCUGCUGUGAGGGUGCAGCAGUCUUCCCACCCCCAGCCACAGACUGUGCUGGGGACCUACACUCCAGUUGCCUCCCAUCAGCGUAGCAUGGUUCAGCAGGGAGGUGUUUCUGUGUCCUAUCCCAAGAGUAAAGUUGUGGCAGGGCCAUUUACAGACACAGGUUACUGCUGCAUGGUGCCUCCACCCUCCCAUCCCACUCACCUCAGCGCGCCAACCUGGAACACACAGUACUGAUAGAGUGAAGAUACUUUGGUUCCUGCUUGAACUCACAUGCGUGCACAAGAUGUUUUUAUCACAAACAUAUCGUUUCACACUCUUUUACUCUACUCACCUUCACCCACUCUCCUUCAGAUGGUGCCCUUUGGGUAUGCUUUUCUCACACAUACACACUCACAGAGAUAAAUGUUCUACUGUACCAAAGCUAAGUAGUAUAUAUCACAGCUGCUGUACUGAAUGCAUAAUUUAUAUACACAAAUGGAGUUUUAUAUUGUUAUUAAAUUAUAUAUUGUGUUUUAAGGAAAUGCACUGUGUGAAACGAAUAAAGUGCUGUGGCUUGACUGAUGAGGUCACAUUUCUGCAUCA